AAGCGAGAAUUCGCGUGGUGUAUGUUUCAAACUGUCACUGUUUUUUCUUCUUCUUCUUCAACUUCUCCAAAUUCUCUGUUUAUUGCAUCUUCAAGUGCUGAACAAAAUGACGUCGUUUUUAUCUCUUCCUGUCGUUUCUCCUCGUUCCAUUCCCACGGCUUUCUCUCUGAAACGACCCUUCAUUCAGACUCCACCCACUUUGCAUUUCAAAAAUCACCGAUUUGCGGUUAGCUGCAGUUAUGCAGAAGCAGGUGUUAGUGGUGAUUCUAAAUUGUCGACUAUAGAUGUUGUGGCUGAUGUUAAAAGUGAAAGGAUUGUAGUAUUGGGAGGCAAUGGCUUUGUUGGUUCUGCCAUAUGCAAGGCAGCAGUAUCCAAGGGGAUAGAAGUCAUAAGCCUAAACAGGUCAGGACGUCCAACUUACUCAGGUUCAUGGGUAGAUCAGGUUACUUGGAUUCCAGGAGAUGUUUUUUAUGUAAACUGGGACGAAGUACUGCUUGGAGCUACUGCAGUAGUCUCGACCCUAGGAGGUUUUGGUAGCGAGGAACAAAUGAUAAAGAUUAAUGGUGAAGCUAAUGUUGUGGCUGUGAAUGCUGCAAAGGAAUAUGGAAUUCCCAAAUUCAUACUGAUCUCAGUUCAUGACUAUAACUUGCCAUCGUUUUUACUUUCAUCGGGGUACUUCACAGGAAAGAGGAAAGCAGAAUCUGAGGUUCUAUCCAAAUACCCUAAUUCAGGUAUUGUCUUAAAACCAGCUUUCAUAUAUGGGAAAAGGAGAGUGGAUGGUUUUGAGAUUCCUUUGGAUUUGGUAGGGGAGCCAGCUGAAAAAUUUCUAAAAGCAAUAGAGAAUUUCACAAAACCUUUAAGCUCACUUCCAGCUUCUGAUCUACUUUUGGCUCCACCUGUUAGUGUUGAUGAUGUUGCAUUGGCGGUUAUCAAUGGUGUCACAGAUGAUGACUUCUUUGGUGUUUUUACAAUUGACCAGAUCAAGGAAGCUGCUGAGAAAAUAAGGCUAUGAUAUGAUCCACAUACAUGUUUGUUUGGUGUCAAGCUAGAUAAAGUAGAGGCCAAAAUCUAUAAUUGCAAAUAUUACAAAGGGAGUGAAAAAAUGAGUUUGUUUUUUUCUUUGUUGAAUCUAUGCUUUAAUAAUGCAGUGUUUGGAGAUCCUCCUCUUCUUAGGGGAACAGUAAGUGGGAGGGGAAAUUAUAUUAAAAAAUAUAUUAUAUGUCAAACUAUAUAACCGAGGUGUAUAUCUUUUUUCUGUCAUAGAACUGUUAAUUUUUUUGUUUAUGAUUAGACUAUGCCUGUGUUAAGUUAUGCAACCAUCUUAUCCACUUUUUA
Messenger RNA from Cicer arietinum (chickpea), 1335 nucleotides. RefSeq lists its product as uncharacterized. Gene Ontology annotation, molecular function: protein-containing complex binding. The record is from RefSeq and is a predicted model, not a curated record. NCBI's taxonomy places the organism in Eukaryota, Viridiplantae, Streptophyta, Magnoliopsida, Fabales, Fabaceae. Gene Ontology annotation, cellular component: mitochondrion.